Molecule: messenger RNA, 2051 nt
Organism: Neurospora tetraspora
Lineage: Eukaryota; Fungi; Ascomycota; Sordariomycetes; Sordariales; Sordariaceae
Exons: 1
Coding region: 203-1831 (542 amino acids)
Biological process (GO): Golgi to plasma membrane protein transport
Cellular component (GO): trans-Golgi network
Source: RefSeq, a predicted model, not a curated record
CAAAGCUAGCACAACAUCACACACAAUUAUAGUACGAACAGAUGAUAUCGCUGUCCGCCAUUCUCGACCGUCCGUCCUGCCACUAAGCCCGUUGGAUGAACGAGACUCGACUUAGGAGUUCGUCCCAUCUCCGUCGUUCCCAUAUAACACCCUAAGCCGUGUCCAACCCCAAGCAUCUUCAUCAGGAUAUCCAAGUUUCAACAUGUCGACGCCUACUUCGCCGCCGAUUUCUCCCCUUCUAUUCUCCGCCCAGCUUUAUCCUGGCCGAGCGCUGGGCUGGUUGGUGCUUGGAGCGUCGUUGCACGAUGUCUUGACCCGCCUCAAGACAGAGCCCCAGCGGUUCCCGAAUCUCGAUGUCAAGUACAGCCCAACCUCGCCGACGACGUCGAUUAUCAUUAUCGAUCUCCCUGCAAACGGCAUGCGGCUACAAUUCGACGCCCCAGAGCAGCGACUACGCUUGAUCGAGGUGUUGGACUUUACAAAGAAUCAUAUCUUUCUCAAGGCAGCCGAUAACAAGGAGCGUGACCUUGUUCGUCCUUCCACAGCAUCUACCCUGUCAACCGAUAACGCCGCGGGCCCUACGUUCCGUCACAUCUAUCAACGGUUUCUUGGUCCCACUUAUGAUGGGGAGUUCGUUGAUGGACCAAAGACCCCAGACAACGCCGUCGACCAAUAUGGCCUAUACUGUUUGUCAUGGCCCGGCGUGGCCUUCACCUUCCUCAUGAAGAAAGAGGCCUACUCGGCCAAGAAGAACGUGGUUGACCUGUUGCCAUCCACCGCGGUCCCCGAGGUCAUGGGCAUUUUCAGUGGGGAUUCAUGGACACAGGCCCGACAGACGCUGUGGACUGAUGUGCUGCCCAGUCUCAAGACGUUCACGCCACUCACUAAGGGAAAGGAGGUGUUUCCUGACGAGGUCUCUCUGAUCAAAAUUUACGGUGCAGGGAAACUGCAGGUCUUUCGAAAGUGGACGGAUCAGCACUUUUGGAUCAGGCUUGGACAGACUACUCCGCAAGACCUUGUAUCCCACUUGGGUCCUCCCGAUGCUAUAUACCGGAAGAGCGACCAUAAGAUGUUCGCACACAAUACGCGGACUGGUAGCGAUGCCAUGAAGCGACCAGACAGUGCUGAUUUGAAGCAUCAGGACGACCUUACAGACACAGAUCAAUCGUCGGCAAACGCUGGGUCGGAUGGUUACCACUCUAGCGACGAUGAAACCAGUGACAUCAGCACCGAAGGCGGCCACGUGUCAGGCGAGUGCUUCUACAACUAUUUCUCCCAUGGAUUCGAUGUGCUGGUCUCAAAGCCGACGGCGCCAUCACCGGUACCGCCUUCUCAGGAGCAAGGGAAGAAUGUACCUAACGUUCCCAAGGACUGGCUUCUCACAGCCAAUGCCGACAGCCUUGUUGCCACUAAGAUUGUUCUGCACGGAAAUGUGCCUGGGUCAUAUCCCUUCAACCGACACCGUCGCUGCCGAUGGGAAAUCCCGUAUCUCUCAUCCGUCUCGGACGUUGUGAUCAACUCGGAGUCGGAUUUUCCGCAAAUUGAGGAGAGCCUGCGCAAGGAGUGGCAGUCCCUUUACCCUUCUGAAGAAGAAGCGCGCAAGGCUCAGAGAGGCAUGGUUCUCAACAGAGGCUGGGGAGACAGUCCCGGGAGCAGUAUUGAGUUUCUCGGCGGGUGGGAAGGAGACGGCGCGACGGCAGCACCGGACGCCGGUGGCACGGCCAAGAAGUUUGAUGGGCCCGCAGACUCCACGACUACUCUUUAUGGAUUCCCGGGAUUCGUCUUUGAGGUGUUGAAGAAUGGCGCUGUCACUGCGGUGACGGUGUUCUAACCUUUCCUUGCAUGGCUACGAAGGUGUUUUGUAUUUUCUCUGAGCGUUGGGGACAAUUAUCGACUUACACAGGGGGUCCCGAGGAACACAUUGUUUAUGAUAUCAACAAGGAGACAAAUCUGGUCUUUUACGUUGGUUCUGGCGACAUGGAGGUAACGGGCACACGGGUAUUAGAGGGAUGGGGCAUCUCGCCAGUAUUGUUUAAUUUGCGGUGACAACU